AUGUCUUUAUCUACUCUAAAUCCACUCCAAUUAUCCAUAUUAGCACCACAGUCUCAACAUCGCUCGCUAUCGUUCCGCAUUCAUUUCACGCUAAUAUUUUACUUCUACAACUUCAAUUGCUUACUCGUCAUUUACGAUGCUAGGAAUCGAGUAGUACGCAAUAUUUCGCACCGUAUUGGGAUACCAUUCACAACUAUCACCAGUAGCUUUCAACCUCACGAGCCCCUAAAGCACCAUGCAAUCGUAUUCGUUAUAAUUGUCUCCACAAUCCUUCUCCUCAUCCUAAUCAUCUCGAUAUUCAUUUUCAAUGCCCGAGUCGAGUUCUCCCGAGAAUUCUGGGACUAUCUCCUCGACUGCCUGAAAACGGCCUGGAACUAUAUCAAUGGGUUUUUCAAAGCAUGCUGGCCCUGUAAGGACAAUAACAUGGACGACGAUGGUAACCCUCUCGCCAACCAAGAAGCCAACGGUGGCGAAUCGGGCAACGACGGUGAGCUAGAUGAACCGCUUCCCGGAUGCCUUGAAAUCGAACUAGAACAUGAAGGACAUGGGUCAGUACAAAGACCUAAUCAUUGCAGCAGCCCCGGCCCUCACGAUUAUUACGCCACCCCUAGCCCAGAUUCCUCCUGGAAUGAUGAAAAUAGCAUCGAGUGUAUCGAUCAAGAUGCCGGCAGAUCUACAAACACACAUCGCCGUCCCCAAGGCCUUGCAUCUGCGAUGAAAGGUAGAAACACUUCAUCACGGCACUUUCAUUUAUAUCGUGGAACCGCAUUACCAGGGAAGAGACAAAUCAAAUUUGCAGCCACGAAAUCUCCACCCAAGAGUGGUCGCAACAGCGCCGCCGCUACAAUCCGCCAGCCUCGUUCUGCUACCGCACCUCACAACACUUUGUCUGAUUUCACAAACACUGAUCUAUCUUUUGGCGAACCCGAUGCGCUUGGUGAUUCAGAUGGAGGUGUUCCGACUGCCUGUUAUCGACGCAUGAGCAAUGACAGCGGCAUUGGAACCAUACCUAUCAGCCGUCUCCAAGACGAAGUUGAAGUCGAACCGAGUUAUUACCCAGAAGCCACGGAAUUCCUAGAGAACGGGGGCUCCCCAACUGAGAGCACUCAUUCAGCCGAGAGUUACGUAUAUCCGAUUCCAGGUCGCCUCUUCGAAUUCGGUCGUCUAAAAUAUGGGAAAGGUUUGAGAGCCUCAAUUCAUACACCGAAAUUAUUAAUCGCGAGAGAGGCAAUGCCGACAGUUCCUGCUCAGGCGGUUGCCGGGGGGGCUUUACUCACUAUUAUCUCAAGGAAAGAUUCACGGUAUUUUGAGGAGGGUGGCGGAGGGAGGCACCUACAGCCAACCGAAGAGACUCCAUUAUUGAGAUCGAAUAGGUUUAUCGCGGCGCAGCGCGGAGAUGGAGGAUCUCAAGAAGAGCAUACUUACUCCAUGGCAGAGGACCUCUGUCGUCCAAAGCAUUUUCUACCUAGGUUAGUCAUGGACAGGUUAGUGGAUAGUGGCCUUUCUGCCAAGGAAAUUUCUCCUUGUGACCAGAAUAUCUACCAUCAUUGUGUUAUUGACGCACAAAUGAAACCAUUAGAAGUAGGCAGCAGAUUACUCACCAGAGGGGAAAUUUUUACACUAAUGGAAGGAAUCAAAGCAAGGGAGAUUCAACCCAAAUAUAUCCUUUUUAAAAUGAUCUCUAACCCUCGGAUACCACUUCAGAAACAAACCUCAGUCAACGUAGACCUCAGAUUCUCUCAGCAACCCUGA
Lindgomyces ingoldianus is the source of this 1752-nucleotide messenger RNA. RefSeq lists its product as uncharacterized. The coding region runs from base 1 to 1752 and encodes 583 amino acids. NCBI's taxonomy places the organism in Eukaryota, Fungi, Ascomycota, Dothideomycetes, Pleosporales, Lindgomycetaceae. The transcript is spliced from 7 exons. The record is from RefSeq and is a predicted model, not a curated record.